Molecule: messenger RNA, 1567 nt
Organism: Chara braunii
Lineage: Eukaryota; Viridiplantae; Streptophyta; Charophyceae; Charales; Characeae
Source: the annotation of a GenBank genome assembly
GCGUCCCCUAGAUACAAGUUAACCUGGUGGGUUUACGUUUUGAGGCGCGAAAUGGUUGUUGAUUGUGCACUGUCACCAUGGUGAACACCAGGUCCGGAGCUAGCACCACCCCCUACAGCAAGGAGCAAGAGGAGAUAGUUGCUUCCCUUCUGCUAGAGAGAAAGGAAAGGAUGGAGAAGAGGGAGUUGAUCAAGCAGGCCAAGAUGUUGGCCCUGCUAGAAGAGCAGGAAGCAAAGAAUAGGCAGAUGGAGGAGGAGAUGGAGAAGUGGACGAAGGAGCAGGAGGAAAAGAUGGCAGCUAUACAAGCGGUGGUGGAGAAAGAAGAAGAAGAAGAAGAAGAAGAAGAAGAAGAAGAAGAAGAAGAAGAAGAAGAAGAAGAAGAAGAAGAAGAAGAAGAGGUAAAAAAAGAAGCGGCAUUGGAAAGAAGAAGAGGUGAAGCCAGUACGAGUAAGGAGGAGGAGAUUGAGAAGAUAACACAGGAAUGGGCCGCACACUUGGAAUUGGGAGGAGAUAGAGAGGCAGAGUUGGCCAUAUCCCAAGAAGAGAGAGAAGCGGCGAGGAGGCAGUCGGAAGCAGAAAGGGACCCUGUGAGAAGAAGGGCGAAGAAGGAAGAACAGCAGAGGGCAUGGAAGUGGCGAUUGUCCCAAGAAAAAGUUAGGCGUCCGGAAGCAGCAGAGGAAGCAGAAAGAGACUUAAAGGCGGUAGAGGCCAGGAUGGGGAAGAUCAAGGCUGAGACCGAGAUAGCUACCAAGGUUGAGACCCUGACCCAGAGUGUAGAAUCCCUACUAAUUGCACAUCGUGACCAGAUGCAGUACCUACGCAGUCAAGAUAUAAAGUUAGAAGCGAUACGUACCGGGUUUAAAGAUUUUGCACGAGACAUGAUGAAGUACUUGGUGGAACAGGUCCACCUGGCGAUUAGUAAAACGAAGGAAUUCUGCAUUGGCGCCAUCGAAGGCGCCAAGUUAGCGGCUGCUAAGGAAGAGGAGUUGGCCCCACCACGUCACAAGAAAGUCAAGGGAUGCAAGUACUUCUCAAAGAUAAAUCUGAAAUCGGGGUACCAUCAGAUAGAGGUGCAUCCUAACGAUCAGUAUAAGACGACGUUCAGGACAAGGUGCCUGGAGAGGAAGUGGGCUGUGAAGAAGACAGUGGCCAUAGCGAACCAGCGAGGAGGACGUCGGCGGCCAUAGCUAGGAGGAGGAAGACGAAAGCGGCCAUAACCGCCCAGCAGUAGUCUCAGACAGUGUACAGAGGGUGUGUGUCUGUGUAGCGUGGACAUUCAGGGUGAUCUUCGUACAUGCAUGCAUGAGGGAGAGUGAGGCUGGUGGUGGAGACAGUGUUUGGCGGCCAUAGCCACAAGUUGUACAGUUGUUUUGAACAGGGUUUAAGUGCAAGUUCAUUGUUGAUUCUGAGUUGACGAAUUUGGUUUUGCCGUGUAUGCGUGUUGAAAGCAAGUCUGAAGUCGAGUGUGAUUGCACCGGCAGUGUCACAAUUGCAGUUUAUGUGCGGAGUGAACAUGAGGAGGAGGACAGUGGCGCGGGUUAGGGGAGAAUAAACAUGUUGGGGCUGU